This is a messenger RNA of Drosophila novamexicana, 2745 nucleotides long. RefSeq lists its product as uncharacterized. The coding region runs from base 93 to 2387 and encodes 764 amino acids. The transcript has a single exon. Lineage: Eukaryota; Metazoa; Arthropoda; Insecta; Diptera; Drosophilidae. The record is from RefSeq and is a predicted model, not a curated record.
ACCAAAGUAGGUGUCAAAAUUAUCAGUACAAAAAAAAUUAAAAAAAUUUAAGGCACAAAACAAUCAGAAAUCGAGAAGCUAACGAUAACAAAAUGGAAAUGAAAAUAUUGAAAGAUUUUCGCGAACUGGAAAGAUCGGUGCGCUGGUUUCGUGGCUUGUCAGCCAAACAGGUCAGUGCAUGCGACCAUUUGUUGCACGCCUUGCGCGACGAUAUUGAACAGGAUUCGACAUAUCGUGUGCGCGAUUGCCUCAAUCUAUUGGGACUGCAACCGAUGAUUAAUGCCAAUCAGUCGAGGGUACUGAUGGGCAUUAGUCAGGGCAACGAUUUGGCCUUUCUCUGGUUCUUGUGGGAGUCACACUACAAGACGCCACACUCCUGCCAGGAGGAACGCAAUAAGUACACGGUCAACGAGCAGUUAAUAUUCACAGCUAUAGCUCAUCUGGACAUGACAUCGACACUGCGUGGCCUGGACAAGAUAUUGCCCACUGCGGAACAUUCUAAGAAAUAUCAAGAGCAGCAGCGUCUGCGACAACAACAAAAGCUCGCCAGACAGCUGCGCAGAAAAAUGCAGAUGAAUAAUCACAUAUGGCCCAAUGAUGCAGCCAAGGACUCACCGUAUUUGGUGCCGCAAUUGCGACCCAAGCUAUACCUGCCCAGAUCAUUCAAGCCCAAGGAGCGUUCAGUGAGCUUUUCACAAUAUGAACAGUACAGGGAUCCCAUGUACAACAUACCCAAUGAGAGUUCGCGCUGGUUUGCCACCUACGAGCUGUCGCCGAUCAAGCGCGAGGUGAAGCGUUGCCUGUCGGAUGCACUGGCACAGCUCUUUGCCAGCAGCAGUGUCCGGCCAUUGGAUAGGUCGCUGUGUCAAGUGCAUCGCAUGAUUGAGCAUACGUCGGCUCGUAAGCGACAGGAGUUGACGGUGGAGGCAGUAAGGAGAUGCAUGCAAUUGCUGGACGUACCGGGCACACAGAAGCGCCAGCGCGCCGAUUGCAUUGUGCGCCAGCUGGAGCGGGAGGUGUUGCUUGCCGCCAAACUGCUGCGAGAGCACAACAUGCGGCAACUGAUCGCGCUGCAACAGGUUGGCAUCGAUUACAAAAAAUGCAGGGGCGGAUGUCAGGCAUGCGAGCAGAUGGUUUCGGUUGUACCGUUGCCUCGCAAUGGUACCGGUUGUCCGAUUGAUGUUGCAUUGAUACUACCAGAGGAUUCGGAUAGGCCUGAACAGCCGUUGUUGCACGAUGACGACAAUAAUUCGGGCGUGCAUGUCAUGGAAUGGGGGCACGAGAAGAAACACAAGACCAUCCGCAUAGUGGAAGAUCGAAACAAGCCUCCCGGCCAGACUUGUUCUGGGCCCAAGGUGCGUUCGCCCCAGUUGCCUAAGGCUCAGCCUAAGGCUGAUAAAAAGAUUAAUGUCCAUAUUGAAGAUAAAUCCAUAUUAACUAAAACCUCAGAGGAAAAGUACUGCGUCAGUCGCUCCCUGCCACACGGCAUGCCGGAAUGGAAUUUCUUCAAGGUCUUUGAGCCGCCGCUGCAGUCAGACACACUUGGAGUCCUGUCCGAUGCCCAACCGCUUAUACAUAGCUAUUGCAUUGCGGCACUCCAAAAAGCGAUAGAGGCCAGCGAAGAGACGGAGGCGCAAAAAGUUUAUGGCAGAAAGCACAUGGACCUUGUCAGGCUGAGGGAAUGGAACACAUCCCGCACAGCGCUGGAAGCCGCUAACAAAGUGGCCGCACAUAUGUUUCGCGAUGCCCAGGAGAAGCUAACGCAUUACGUCGAUCAGGAGAAAUCUGAUAAAACGGAACGUCUGGAAAUGACCAACAUCGAUCCGGAGAACUCACAGAUGCUGAUGGCGCUACUCAAACAAGCUGUGGACAUAUUGAAAAAUGAUGCCCAUUAUGUUCUGGCCACCCUGCCCAAUGCCUACAAGUUGCCCGUGCUGCUCGACUGGGUGGCGGAGCGUUAUGGGAAAACCUAUAGCUAUAAGCAAAUGUGCGCAUUGGCCAACACCAGCCAGACCGUCCACGAGCAUCUCACUAGAGAGGCAAUGAAGAGGGAACUUCCAUUGCCGAAAUAUCAUAAGUUUAUUGGCAGACAGCUGUUGAACGAAGAUCUUAGCCAUUAUCGGAGGUAUAUGUGUGGAUUUAAGAAAAUGCGUCAGGAAUAUCAUCAGAGACUGAAUACGAUCGCACUCGAGGAAUCGCGUCUGGCUUGGCUCGCACUGCGCGGCUUUACCCAGCUGCCCGGCUCCAAUCCGAAAACCUUUUUUGCCUAUAUGCCCGCCAAGCAGCAGGAUUUGCUGCGCCAUAAUCUGUGGCAAGCGUUGGACGUUCGUCGUAUUGAAAAACUUCGCCAAUAUGCCAAGGAGCGAAAAUUAGCAGGCACUGUCUGAUGCAGUGGCGAAUAUAUUGAAUGUGAUUGUCAAUCAACUUCCCCUCAAUAUGCUCGCCACUGCAACAAUGCGCCAGCUAGAGUACUUAGAUUCAACAUAUAAAUUAUUUUCAAUGCAAAUGAUUAGUGUUAUCCUACAAUUGAAUGCAUGGAAGUGAAUGGCUCAAAUUUUCUUAAGCUUUGAUUAGCGGGCGCAUUGCUGAAAAAAGAGGUUCUUUUCGUAGGUCGCCUCUCUAUGCGCUUCUCAUAAAGUCUUUUAAGGCACCGGAUUUUGUUGUACUUGAUUUAUAGCAACAUAAAAGUUUGACUUGUUAUUUAUUUAAUUAGAUUUGAUUUGCUGCUUUCUUUUAAAGUCAAAA